Closterium sp. NIES-65 is the source of this 2586-nucleotide messenger RNA. The record is from the annotation of a GenBank genome assembly. Lineage: Eukaryota; Viridiplantae; Streptophyta; Zygnematophyceae; Desmidiales; Closteriaceae.
AUGCCUCACAGCAUUACAACAACUACUACUGCUAUGGCGCACAGCGUUUCCAUCUCCGCGGCGGCCGCGGCCGACGGCGUAACGUCGGACUCUCUCGCGGCCGCACUCUUCGCAAUGGACGACCUUCCUUCGCCUUUCGCCGCGCCGGCCGCGCCGGCCGCGCAGCAGAAUUUCAUUCAGGAGGAACCCAGGGAGCGACGCUUCUCCUGGCUGGCAAGCAGCGCGCGCUUUCACGAGGAGGCGUUAGAGCUACACAUCACCGAACCUCGCUCCGAACCGCGGCUAAACGAGCCUCUUGCCGAGCCUCAGAUGACCGCAGUGGGCGGAGCGGAGAUGGCUGGUGAAGCGGAUGCGGCAGAGGACUCCUCGGUGGUCGGACUCCCAGCUGGGUUGACAAAGCGUGCUGGUGAGGCUGCUGCUGCAGCUGCUGCUGAAGCUGCUGCUGCUGCUACCGCGAUGCAAGGAGCGCAGGGGGCGAUGCAGAAAGGGCCUGCGUCGCCAGGAGCGCCGCGCGGGGAGCUGCUAUGUAUGAAUGCCGCGGCCUCGCUUCCCGUCCCCAACGAGCACACGGCGCCUGCCGCACGAACCCCCCGGUUUCAAGUGGCUGCUGCAGCAGCAGCGGAAGCAAGGAGAGAGCAGGCAAGGAAAGAGAAGGUGGCUUUUGAGGCGACUCAGAAGGCAUUAGCCGCAGCCGCCGCCGCCGCAGCAGCAGCAGCAGAGGCGAGGCGAGAGCAGGCUGUGCUGUCGAGCCGAGUGAUGGCGACUCUGCAGAUGGGAGCAGGCAGCGAGGGCGAGAGGCGGCAGCUGUUGUCUCUUCUGCGAGCACUCAAGCAGGUGGAGGAACAGCAGGCGCAGGAGGCGCAGCAGCAGAAGACGAGGCAGAAUGCACUGAAGCGGCAGCGGCGGCAGAGGGUGAUGGGAGGUCAAGAGCUGUCAGGGGACCUUCAAGAACCGCAAGCGCUGCAGCAGGAGGAGCAGCAGCAGCCCGAGCAGCAGCAGCCCGAGCAGCAGGAGCAGGAAGGAAGGAAUGAGGAGCAGCAGCCCGCGCAGCAGCACUGGUUUUCAGAUCACUCGCCUUUUCAUGCGGAAGCAAGGGCUGAGCACGAGCACCACCGGGGAUUAGCAUCGGGGGGGGCUGUGGGAGACGGCCUUGCCUCCUUCUAUGCUCCCAAAUACGGUCCAGAUGGCGCUUUGGCUCGUGGUGCUGGCUUAUUGGGGUGCAUGGAUGGGCGGGGAGGGGAUUGGAGCGGCAGUGGUGGCAGCAGCGGUGGCGGCAGUGGUAUCGACAAUGGUGUUAGCAGUAACCCUGAUUUCUUGCUACCCGGUGUUGGCAUCAACCCCCCCAGUGCUGUGACUGUGAGUAAUGACACCCAUCUCAACAUUAUGCGCAUGCGUGGCAUCAGCGGUGGCGGUUUCGGCGGAGCUGCUACAAACGUUUGUGGAGCGAUCGCCGCUCGAAGGAAGAGACGAAGCCCAGAGGCACCCACUGGCUGUGCUACAGCUGUGCACCAGUGGCACCACGGCAGCAUGCUGGGGUAUGCGAGCCGGAGUGGUGUGUUGGAAGGCUUACACUGCAAGGCCGAAGCAGCUGCAGACGCAGUUCCAGUGGGGGCAGUGCCAGAUGGAACGGGACCAGCACCAGGGCCGUUCUCUUGGUCUCCUCCUCAUGGCAGCAUGACGGUGAUGGCAAGGCAGCACAUUCACCUCCUGUACCAGCGCCAGCGGCUGCAGCAAGGUCUGCAGCAGCAGCAGCAGCAGCAGCAAGGUCUGCAGCAGCACCAGCAGCAGCUACUGCAGGAGCAGCCACUGCAGCAGCAGCAGGAGCUGCAGAGGUGUGAGCAAGGGUCCCAGCACCAGCCGUCGCCAGAGGCCAACAAGCCCCGUUCUCGAGGCAGUGCAGGCUCGGCGCGCACAGGCUCGGCAGGCGGUGCGGCGACCACCAGCAGUGGGCACGUGGUUGGGGAAGAGUGCAUGGAGGGCACAGAGGGCAUGCAAUGCAUAGAAGGAAAGGAUGGUAUGCGAGGUAUGAAUGGCAUGGGUCAGUGGCAGUCUGACGAGCGCCUUGCCGUAGCGGUUCUUACACAGGAGCCUGAUUGGUGCCCAGAUGGCCUGGAUAAUCCCAAGGGGUGCGAGUGCGGCACCAUGCAAGACGACUGUGGCACGGACGACGAGUGGAUGCCUCGGUGCCAAGGCGUCGGGACAGGCUCGGCACCGAACCAGAGGAUUAAGAGACGCAGCAUGGCGGAGCGGCGAAGGAGGGAGAGGAUUAGUGAGGGCCUGCAGAAGCUGAGGGUGAAGGUGCGGGGGCGAGGAGACACGUGUGCGAUGCUGGACAGAGCAGUGGGGUAUGUAGAUGCACUAGAGCGGAGAGUGGUGGAGUUAGAGAGGGUUGUGAUGGUGGCUGCUGGGUCUGGGAGAAACGUUUUCCCCGGUAAUGCAUUUGCCGGUGGUGCUUUUGCGGGUCGCAGUUUUGCCCGUAACAUCUCACGUAAUGACGUUGCAGUGCUCACGUUGGUACCGACUGCAUUGACAUCGCCCCCCAUUGGCCUUGGGAGUGACGGUGUUGCUAGCUGGCCUUGGGAGUGA